CAAGGAUUUUAACCAGAACUUUGAUAUUUUGAAACUAAUUGGAGGGCUCAUCUCAGGAAAUUCUACCAAAAGGUUUCACCUUUCAUCCUGUUUUCGUCCUGUGUGCCACCAUGUGUCUUUGUCAAACCUGGUAAAUUCAGGGAAAUAACAUCGCCCUUUUUGCUCUCUGAUCCUGUUGUGAGUGAUCUUACUCCCCCCCACUUGUGAUGUCUACAAUUAACCUUUUGAUUAUACAUUUAAAAAGUGACUAUGCAAGUAUUACAAUGGAUUAAGCUGCCCAUUAUAAUAUUUACUCCAUUAUUCUAUAAAAUGUUGCUGUUGUGGUGACAUUGUAUGUUCUAUUCAGACAAAACAGUUUAUAAGGACAGCAUUUGGUGGCUACUGUGGUCAUAAAACAUGUAUAAUAUUGCAUACAUGAUGGGCGGCAUGGUGGUAAAGUGGUUAGCACUGUCUCCUUACUGCAAGAAGGGUCUAGCUUUCUGUGGAGUUUGCAUGUUCUUCCUGUGUCUUCCUGCCACAGUCCAGAGAAUUGCAGGUUAAUAGCCAGAGACUCUAAAUUGUAGAAGUGAACAUGAGCAUGAAUAUUUGUUUGUCUCUGUAUGUUGGGCCUGCGACGGACUGGCAGCCUGUCAAGGGUGUACCCUGUUCCCCACCCGAUGUCAGUAUCCCUAACAGCAGAAGCGGUAUAGGUCAUGGAUGGAUGGAUAUCAGUGCAUAUGUUCAUUCAGUAUGUUUAGUCUGUAUCUCUAUGUUACUCUUAAUUCUGACAGUGUAAGGAGGGGUGAGUUUGAGAACAAACUGCUCUGGGUUAAAACAGCUAAAAAAAAGAAAAGAAAUAUAUAUAUAUAUAUAUUAAACCAAUUUAAUUUGAGUAGAAUCCAACAAAUCUUAGAUGUGAACCAAAGAUGUGAGACCAAAGAAGGCCCUGAUGACAAACAUCAUUCAUCCUAAUGACACUUUGGAGAUAACGGAGGUGAGGAAAGAAAGGCUCAAAACAUUACACUGAAUGUGCAAACCAGCAAAAGUUAUUGUAAUGAUGUGCAUUGCAUCGCAAUAACAAAAGUUUGAGUAACAUUAUUGCUUCACACAAGCAAGGGACAUGAUGUCUUUAUGUUCUGAUCUUCAUUCCAACACUACACAGUUCCCACUUCAUUUUCUGGCUCCACGCAUUAACUAGCACCAGUGUUAGAUGAGAUAAUCCUUUAUUUGUUCAACAACGGGGACAUUUGGGAAGAAACCCCGAAAACAUAUCACCAUUCCACCAAUCUGCGGUAUCAUAAAAACAAUUUCUAAUGUAGUUGAUGAUUGACGACGGCAGCCAUCAGUCUUCCCCCUCUGGCGCCAGGCGAUUUCUUCUGACGACUUGACGUGAACCGACUGGAACCGAGCUGUUUUCUUCUUGUGUAACACUAUUAUUUAACUUAAUAUCACACUCUUGGAUAAUCAACUUUAUCAGAUAAUCCAUUUAGCAUUAUGGUUUACUCUGCCAACAGCCUGGCUACUUUCCAAAGCAGAAAACAAUAACCUCAGGAUAAAUGUCUGGUAGUAUUAAUAGGUAUGUAUAUGUUACUAUUUCUGCCUUAAGCUAACCAAACAAAUGAAAAAAACAACAAUAAAGAAACGCAAGCAAAAGUAUUAUAAGAAACAAUUCCCAGUGGAACAAGAAAUAUGAAUAGUCAGACAAAACCAUUCAAUGGAAGUAUCUCCAGUUUGAAAAUCAGGGAAUGCAGCGGAAUCCAGAGUCAGACGACAUAAACAAUGAAAUACUGGGGGGAAAAAAGGAGUAUAGUCUUAAAUGGAGACUAUAAAAUAUAGUUGGAUAAAAAUAUUAGUCUAAAAAAAUGUAUACCUUUAAAAUUCACCGACUUAAAAUGUGGAAUUAUUCCAAGCACAUUAUUCUUCAAACAGCAAAAUCAGCAUGUGUUGAAAUUCUUUAUUUACAGAAUAUAUUAGUCAUAGUAAAAAACGUGUGUCAGUGUUUUUCUAUUUCAUUUAUGUGAGAUUUAGUGUAACUGAUUAGUUCAUCACUCAUCUACGUCAUGAGACCUCUGACAUAUUCCCUUAAGACGCUCAGUCAAGACGAAACCUCACUGCCUCUUGGGGAAAAAAAACAUUUCUGAUUGUAAAAGUUUUUAACAGCUCACCACUUUCGCUGUCAUAGUUGCAUGACUAUGCAACGAAACUCUGCAGGGACAACACAGUUAAGUCACGUGUUUGUUCUUGAAUUUUUACAGGGACAGAGCACAUUAAUACACAUUGCUGUGAAUUUAAUAGAAAGUGUCGCCCUUAAAAAGUGUAUGAUAUUAAAUCAGUCAGCAAAACAGGUUUUAUAGUGGCAUAUAGUUCACACUGAAUAAGAUAAAGUAUUAAAACUAUUAAAGAGGUGAUCCCUCUUUAAUACACAACCAUACUAUAUAUAGAUAGAUAGAUAGAUAGAAAACCCAAUGCUAUUGUUAGGUUUCUUACAGAACAACUAUCUCACUUCUGCCUGAAUCAUAUUGGUGACCACAAGAUGCUGAAACACACACACACACAGAGAGGAAAAAAGAAAAAACUCCGGGUUUGUGAGAAACCGAAAGAAAGAUCACACAUAUAUAUACAGUUUAUGAACUUCACCAAAGCAUGUUUGUGUUGUGCUCAGACAGGUGUUCAUUGCUCCUUGAAGGUAAGCUCAGCUUGAAAGUUUUAUAACAUGUAACUGAUGUUUGAGUUCUAUUAUUAUAUAAUUUUGGACCCCAGUGUGUGUAAAUUUUGAAUAUUAUAUUAUAACAACUAACAAAAACAUGGAUGGCAAUUACACAGUAUAAGCAUAUAAAUAUAAUAAGUUGCAUGACACACUUAGUGUCUAAUCAAACUUAAUUUUAAAGGUUUGUCAAAUCGCUGCAGAGUUGCUGCGUGUUCGACGCGGACUAGUGUUCAUAAUAAGUUCAGCUCCAAUAACUUGUUGGGCACUUUAUUUGUGUAUGAGUGAGAGAGCUUUUGUAAUCAAUAACUGGAAGAGAUCAUUUAAUAACACUGUCAUGCCUUCUUUGAGUGUGGGACACGUUGACUCAUCAGGAAGAGUGCGUUGCACUAACAACGCCUGAUGCAACUGUGUCGAGAAUACAGGAAUAUUUUUUUCCUACAGAUUAAUCCUGACAGAACCAGGCAACCUGAAGGAAUAGAAAGAAACAGACUUUAGAGUUUUAAGGCACUUGUAGUCAGUGAUGUGGUAUGCUGGCAAAUUCUGCAAUCUGUCGUCGGGUGAUUAGGAUUUAGGGACUUGCACACUUAAGGGUGCAAGGCAACAAACAUAAAGGACACGGUGGUGACAAAUGCUUCCUUCCGCACUGAAACUAUUUAGAGGAAUCAAGGCCCAGCUGAUUCCACAAAUGUACAACCAGACUACUAACUGUAGUAUUACAGAAUUUCAUAAUAAAGGGUAUAUAUGGGGAUGCCAUGUGGUGAGGAAGUUUUUCUUUCAUUAGUGUUAAAAAUACUAAUGGAAUUCCUCUCAGAUGUUAUUGACUGUUAAGUUCCCGUUAAGAGAACUGACCUGGAGCGCUGUAGUUUGUGUUGGGGGUGACACUGCAGGCCGUUUACCAUAACAUGUAUCAUGUGUUUGUUUCAGAUGACUGUUUGUCGGCGGGCUCUCAUCCUUCUUCUUCUCUCAUCCUGUGUGGACUCUGCUCCGUCCCCAGUCCUCCAGAUGAAUAAGUAUAGCAACUCUUUUCGUCUCACGAGGUCCACCCGGACCCAUGUCCAGCAGCUGCUGAGGAAAUAUAAGGAGGAGCAGUUGGGAAAUAAGCAUUAUGAGGACAGAAGUCGACAGUUGAAGGACCUGCCAUUGCUUUCUACAGAUUUUUACAAAUGGCUAAAUAUGACGGACUGGGAACGGCUGCAUGCAGCUUUCUGGGAUAUGCAGGCCUACUGGAAUAUGCUGGAGUGGAAGAAUAACCAGCUGGAGAAGGACAGCCACACGGUGGUCCGCACCACUUUACCUCAGAGCAUCAAGCACAUUCAGCUGGACCUGAGGGACCUGAUGAACCGAGUCAGAAGUCAGAUGAGUUACGUGAAGGGCUCACAGAUGAGGCCAACAUCCCCCAUGGUACAAACACCCUCAAAACCAGAGAACAGCUCCAACACCGCGUGGGACCGCCGAGUGGAGGGUUACAUCAUACUUAGGGAUCUAGAACUUUACCUCACCAAGCUGGCAAGAGACUUCCUCCUGCUGGCUUCCAAAACACACUUAUGACUCAAUGCUGAAAAGGAGCACCGUCACCCUGAAGACACACGUGCACACAAACAGACAGAAAGAGCAGAACUGAACUGAUAAUCAGCAUCUGACAGAAAAGUGCAGCAAUAGUUAGAACUUUAAUCAUCAAGCUUUAGUGUUGUGGUCAACACUUUACAUGGAGCUCCCUUUUUAGCAAGUCUGCUUUUUUAAAAAAAACAAACAUGUAUACUAAUAUUUAAGGGCUUU
This is a messenger RNA of Scophthalmus maximus (turbot), 4462 nucleotides long. RefSeq lists its product as uncharacterized. Bases 3596 to 4234 code for a protein of 212 amino acids. NCBI's taxonomy places the organism in Eukaryota, Metazoa, Chordata, Actinopteri, Pleuronectiformes, Scophthalmidae. The record is from RefSeq and is a predicted model, not a curated record. Gene Ontology annotation, biological process: ciliary neurotrophic factor-mediated signaling pathway; negative regulation of neuron apoptotic process. Gene Ontology annotation, molecular function: ciliary neurotrophic factor receptor binding. The transcript has 4 exons.